AUGGCCGCCACCACCCGUAAGCACUUACCUUCCUGGGAUGAAACCGAAUGCCUCAACUAUUACGAAAUGCUGUCCCUCCACGAAGUCUUUGAAGUCGUCGGCGCUCAGCUGACAGAAGCCGACAUAGACGUUCUCUUCUUCCUUUUGAGUAAUACCUAUACCCCUGUUCACCCCUUGGACCCUGCCGGCUGGACGGUGAAGCCGGAUGAGAAUGACCCGCUAGACUCCGGCGAAGCCCCGAGUCCCAAACUACUGGCGGCGUGGAGGCGCAUGCAAUCGCAAGGCUCUCCACAUUGCAUGGCGGCUUGGUGCAAGCCCAAGAGUGGUUUUGAGUUGUUGCUGCAGCUGGAGAGACAAGGGUACAUCAGCGAAGGCAACCUGGAGCCGCUUCUGCAGCUACUCAGAGUACUCACUCGGCAUGACCUGCUGCCUCUUGUGUCCCAUAAGAAGAGGAGAACAGUGUCACCAGAAAGAACUUUCAGGCGAUGUAAGCGACAACACCAAAGCACUUCUGGCUUGAGAACUGCCUCCUAUAGACAAGCAGAAUUGCCUCUUUCUUCCAACACACCGCAAGUAAGAACAGGGUUUGACACAAUGGUAUCUGCACCAUCCGUGAGAGGGCAAAGGAGAAAAAAAAGGGGGUUUGGCUGGAGUCGCAAGCCCAAGAGGGCGAGAAGGCCGCCACAGCCGCCAGCACCUGGACCGCUUCUGAAAACAUCCUGCACAAUCCGUCUGAGGGUCCGGGCGGAAUACCUGAACCACGAGUCUGCGCUACGCAACGGCGUUUCGUCGGAUAAACGUCAACCCCUGGAGCGCCAAUUCGAGCUGUUCAGCCGGGCAGACUCACUGCUGCGUGCCAGAGACCUUGGCGCCAUCGUGUGCGACAUCAAUUUUACCGAGCUGGAAAACUUGGAGGCUUUCUGGUUAGACUACCUAAGCGGGUCGCUGCUUGACGCCCUUAAGGGGGUCUUCAUCAACGACUCAUUGAGGGUGGCGGCGGGGUCCGAGGAAGUUCGGCUGCUCAUCGCAGUUGAUCAGGACGACUAUGAGGAAGGCCGGCAGCGUCUGAGCGCUGUCCCGAUGCCAUCGUAG
Molecule: messenger RNA, 1092 nt
Organism: Nerophis lumbriciformis (worm pipefish)
Lineage: Eukaryota; Metazoa; Chordata; Actinopteri; Syngnathiformes; Syngnathidae
Source: RefSeq, a predicted model, not a curated record